Messenger RNA from Penicillium verrucosum, 381 nucleotides. RefSeq lists its product as uncharacterized. The transcript has 2 exons. The annotation marks the transcript as partial. The record is from RefSeq and is a predicted model, not a curated record. Lineage: Eukaryota; Fungi; Ascomycota; Eurotiomycetes; Eurotiales; Aspergillaceae.
UGCUUCGACCCCGAAGAAAUCCUCGCGAUGCCCAAGCUUCAAAGUAAAUCCCCAACACCCCAAACGGAGUCCCAGUAUAUCCCCACCCAGAUCAAGACCAAACACAGAAAAACACAAGAAAAAGAAAAAAACAGACCAAAACCCAACGAUAAAAAAGCAUCACGCAAAAAAGCACAGGGCGGCGAAGGCGAGAGAGAAAGAAAUCCGAAAUCUUCGACAACGCUAACCCGCCUGCUCCUUCCAACCCGAUGCACCAAAACCGCAGAAUCCCUUGUACAAAUGCGUAUCAACGAAUAUCAACCAACGCAGAAACCCGCCACAAUGCAGGGUUGCAAUAUGGACAACAUAAGUGUGAGCGCCCAGUUCGUGAGUGGGGCGUGA